Prorocentrum cordatum is the source of this 762-nucleotide messenger RNA. The record is from the annotation of a GenBank genome assembly. Lineage: Eukaryota; Dinophyceae; Prorocentrales; Prorocentraceae.
GGCGGGGCCCUCUGCGCUGCCCGGGGGGCAAAAGGCCCCCCUGCGCGGCCCAUGGGCGCCGAGGGGCGCGCCGCGAAAGACGGCGACGCCCCUCAGGGUGCCUCCCAGAGCGCGAUGGAGAGCCGGCGGCUCCCGAAGGGAGGCGUGAACUCCAGGAGCAUCCAGCCCACGACCUUGGCGGGCUACUUGGGCGCGCUGGGCAUGCAGGCGGGCACAGUCGACGACGCCCAGCUGGUGACCUUCAGCGUCGACGCCGCCGGCGGCCUGUGCGUCGACGCCAGCGGGCUGGGCGCGGUUCUCGUGGUGCUGGCACGGGCCGUGGUGCAGCAGGAGUCCCGGCUGGAGGAGCUGGAGGCGCCCGGCGCCGGGAGAGGGAGCGAGGGCGACCCCGACGGCAACUUUGCGCCGUUUGUCGACUUCGACGACGACGAGCCCUACUUCAGAAAUUGCGGAGCAGAGUACCGCGACCCCAUAAACCACUACGAGGGGCCUGACAUCGCUAAGAGUUCCACUUACUGGGUCGAGCCGAAGGAGGUCCUAGUCUCCGGGCCCAUGAAGUUCUUCGCGAAGGACAUCCACGGCUUCACGUUCCACGUCGAGGACGACGUACGAGCGGAAGACCACAUGAUCCUCGCGGUGUUGUGGAGCGACUUCUUCAAGCAUUGCGCCGACGCCUACGAUGUCCCACUGGGCCGGAUGGGCCUCGCGCCACGGGCGAGGGCCGCCGACGUCGUGCCCUACUCCAUCCACGGCGCGCAUUGA